Molecule: messenger RNA, 2538 nt
Organism: Platichthys flesus (European flounder)
Lineage: Eukaryota; Metazoa; Chordata; Actinopteri; Pleuronectiformes; Pleuronectidae
Product: SH3 and cysteine-rich domain-containing protein 3-like
Exons: 13
Coding region: 198-1241 (347 amino acids)
Biological process (GO): positive regulation of protein localization to plasma membrane; skeletal muscle contraction; positive regulation of voltage-gated calcium channel activity
Cellular component (GO): extrinsic component of cytoplasmic side of plasma membrane
Molecular function (GO): protein binding
Source: RefSeq, a predicted model, not a curated record
CUCAUUUGGAAAGUCGAGCAUGUAAAGGAACAACAAGGCUGGUAGAACAAAGCUGGACAGAGUCUCCACAGGUUGACGGCACUGACUUUAUAAGAAUCACGUCCCUUUGAUAAGAAGUGGUGUUCACGUUUUACGCGACACCUGCUGGUGGAAUCCCUCAAUCUCUUGAGGACCAAAACUCCAACUGACCAGACACCAUGGCUCAUUACGACUCGGAGGAUGAGAAGGACUCUGUGGAUAUUCAUGACAACCCCCCGCUCCCUGAUAACGUGGUGAAAGAGGAGGACCACACGCUCUACUUCAUCUACGAGGAGGAGGUGGAAGAGGAAGUGAAAGAUGAACCUCCUCCACCGGAACCAGUCAAACCAGUGAACGACAGACCUCACAAGUUCAAAGACCACUACUGCAAAAAACCCAAGUUUUGUGACGUCUGCGCGAGAAUGAUCGUUUUGAACAAUAAGUUUGCAUUGCGAUGCAAAAACUGCAAAACCAGCAUCCACCACCAGUGUCAGUCCUACGUGGAGCUCCAGAGGUGUUUUGGCAAAAUUCCUCCAGGAUUCAGGAGAGCGUACAGUUCUCCUCUGUACAGCAGCCAGCAGAACGCCACAGUCUCCCAGCUGCUGCCCUUCUCGCAGUCGAACCGCACCGACCCCGUGUUCGAGACGCUGCGGGUCGGAGUGAUCAUGGCCAACAAGGAGAGGAAGAAAGGCUCCGAGGACAAGAAGGCAAGAAUGAUGAUGAUGAUGAUGGAGGAAGAUGAGUCCCAGCCCAAGCAGGAGGAGGAGGGAGGUGAAGGAGAAAACACGGAAGGAGACAAAAGAGGCGACAAAGCUCCUGCAGAUGAAAAGGGUAAAAAACCUCAGCCGGGGAAGAUCGGGGUGUUCAGUCAGUCUCACUAUUACCUGGCUCUGUAUCGCUUCAAGGCCGUGGAGAAGGACGACCUGGAUGUGCAUGCUGGGGACCGCAUCACUGUGACAGAUGACUCCAACGAGGAGUGGUGGAGGGGGAAGAUCGGAGUGAGAUCCGGCUUCAUUCCGGCCAACUACAUCAUCCGGGUGCGAGCAGGAGAGACGGUCUACGAGGUGACACGCUCCUUCGUCGGCAACAGAGAGAUGGGUCAGAUCACUCUGAAGAAAGACCAGAUUGUGGUAAAGAAAGGCGAGGAGGUGAACGGCUACCUGAAGGUCAGCACGGGACGAAAGCUCGGCUUCUUCCCCGCUAACCUGCUGCAGGAGAUCUGAGGAGGAGCAGCAGGCCUGGGGUCGACCCUCCUGCCAGCUCCUGUGCCUGCUUCAUCACCUCCUGCAGCUAAUAACCCUAUUUCUGCUCUGAAGCAUCAUUACAGUGACACGUUCUCUCCUCGUAUUCAUCACAUCACAGAGCACAAAUCUUAAAUGCAGGAUACAUUGUGACAAUCUAACAGCUCCUUCAUUUGCAGGGUCAGAUAAUAAUAAUCUAAGUUUUGAAUAAAAAGAUCUGUAAGACCAUUUAGCUGCUUUUAGAGAGUCUGCACAUUUGAUGAAGUUUCUUGGACGAUAGAGGAAAAGGUUUUUAAGAAACAGGCCCAGCUGCGCACGGACACUUCUAAAGCGUCUGAGGAUCUAGACUUUGGAACAUUUUCCAAAGGGGCUGCAUGUGAGAGCACAAAUGUCCCGGUCAGUUGUUUAGGACACUUUCUGGAACUUUUCCUCGCGGCCCCCCUCGUAAAACAUCCAGAUAAUGUCAGUGUGAGCUCAUGUGAGAAAACAGCAGGAAAAUGACCACGUGUUGGUGACGUAUCCAUCACACGACGGACCUGAAACCGAAAGAAAACAAAUGUCUCUAUAUCACUGAGAUUCUCGAUCAGGCAGCAUGAGACUGUCAUGUCCUGCCUCCUGGAGCAUCUACCCAGGCGCCACCUGUCGCCUGAGCGUUCAAGACAUGUCCCUGCUGCUGGGACAUCGUCCGUCCGACCAGAACAAUCUCACUCAAUGUGACUUUUUUGUUGUAAAGUGUAAACCUUAAAAACAGGUGUGUAACAGCUUAUGCUUCAUUAUUUUAUUAUUAUUGACUAUUAUUACCUUUAUUUUAUUUCAAUAGAUUAUUUGUUUUGACAUAAAAGGACUGAGUGUUUCUGUGUUUCUAUGCCUCUUUAACAUCUUAUCAUUAUUAUUAUAACAACUUCAAAUGUUGGGGAGGAGAUGAGCAAAUGUCUGAUGAAGAUGAGGGGGAGGAAUUUACAGAUCUUGUGAAGGAAGCAGAGAUAUUUUUUGUAUCUGACCCGACUGCAUUGUCAUUAGUCAAAGGAAGCACAGUUGGGACAGUUUGCUAUGUAAAGGGAGACGGAGGAAUGCAGGGAAUGGUAUCUGUACGUCUGUGGAGACGUCCAAGUGUUAAACACAGGCCUGAAUAACAUGGAACCAGACGAACAGACAGUUUCACUUCAGCUUCCUGUAAUUAGAACUUGACUUCUAAUUGCUGUUACAAAAGAAUCCUUACUUUCUUUCUAUGUCAUCUUUCUCUAUUUAUUUUUCUGGAUAAAAUUGAUUGACUCAGUCA